AUGAACCUCAAAUCCCUUCUCCUCACACUAACCGCCACGGCGACGCUCGUCGCCGCAGACGGCUUCUACUGUCCCUUCGCGCAGGACAACUCCGGCAUGAUCCAGAAGGCCUACUGCUGCGAUACCUUUUCUGAAUCGAGUGGGAGUUCGCCGGCGAAGAUUGGGAAUGGGUGCAAGGCCAUGGGCAAUGACUACGUCGAGAGCUGUCCGAAGGGGGGGAGUGUGAAGUGUUGUUAUUCGAUUGAUCCGAAGAUCAUUUGCACUGCUGAGGCGUCUGCGGGGGAUGGUUAG
Aspergillus heteromorphus CBS 117.55 is the source of this 291-nucleotide messenger RNA. RefSeq lists its product as uncharacterized. The record is from RefSeq and is a predicted model, not a curated record. The coding region runs from base 1 to 291 and encodes 96 amino acids. The transcript is spliced from 3 exons. NCBI's taxonomy places the organism in Eukaryota, Fungi, Ascomycota, Eurotiomycetes, Eurotiales, Aspergillaceae.